CACAGACUCAAAGAAGCCUAAAAAUCAUGGGAGCAUCUUCAAUAAUCAUCAUGCUACAUAUUCAAGGUCAGAGCCUUGAAGUUAGAUGCACCUAUCCAAGUGGUGAUCAAUGGAAGGCAAAGUUCUUCUCCCGACAUGAUGACAACAUGACUUCCAAUCGCCUGAUAUGGACGGAAGAACACAAUAAGUGGGUGGAAAAAGGAAGAUUUUCUCUUUUUGAUAACAGCACUGAAGCCUUUUUCAUUGUCAAGAUGGAUAAUCUCCUUCCAAAGGACAGUGGCAAGUACAGCUGCGGGGUGGAUGGUUACCUCGGCUCAAAUCAGAGCAUCUUCAUCCAAUUAAAUGUUUCGACAGUAAACGGAACACUUCUCACUUUGAACACCACCAUGGCGGACAAGCUUCACCCAAUGCUGUUUGUAGCUGCAGCGAUGGGUACAGUUGCUAUCUGCGUGUGUCUAUACACACUCAUCUUGCUUGUGACGAUGAAACCACGGCGGAUGAUGUCUCGGCAGAAUAGAGAGAUGUCAUCUGACUAUGAGACCAUGAUGCCCGGUGUUAUGAGUGAGGGUCACUCUGGGGGCUCAAACCUUGAGUGUGUCACUCAUUCGGAUCUACCCAAAGACCUCACGGUGAAGCAACAAGAAUCUGAAGACACCUUCAGACGGAGUGAAUACCUCAACUUAGAUCUCAGUCAAGUGGAGGAGCAUGUCUAUUAUAGUCUCCAUGGGAAGAAAACCCCAAAGCACAAACACCUGGCCACUGAAGACAGUUCAGUCUUCAAGUCUUAGGAAGUUGAGAGGAGAAUCCAACUUCAAAUUCAACUCCCAAGUCUUCCAUCAUGAUUUUUUUAUUGCAGACUUUGUGGAUGGUUUCAAUUUUGAUGGAAUGACUACUGUAUUGUUUUGAUUGCUUUUUCCAAAGCUGCAAACUUUAGGACUUCUUCCAUCAUUUUGGACUUACACGUGAUGAUUGCAAGAAAAUCAACAUCCCCAAAAUAGACUCAGUGGUCAUUUUAGUUUCAUUUUCUGAUGUGACGUUUGAUUUUCAACCAAAUUUUGACCCGCACACAUUUUGGUCACUUCAAUCUAGAACACCCUGACACUGAACUACUAUGUACUGUAUUCUGUGAUGUAAGUUUUGCCUAUAUUG
Molecule: messenger RNA, 1149 nt
Organism: Syngnathoides biaculeatus (alligator pipefish)
Lineage: Eukaryota; Metazoa; Chordata; Actinopteri; Syngnathiformes; Syngnathidae
Exons: 5
Coding region: 27-788 (253 amino acids)
Source: RefSeq, a predicted model, not a curated record